AUGGAAUAUUCAUGCAGACCUCGACCUGUGACAGCAACAGUAACAAAACCAAGAUAUAGUCAGCCUAAGCAAGAUGAUUCUCAAAAACUGCGCAGAAAAUCUUUGGAGUCCCAUGGUUCAACAGCAUCAUUAACGUCUUUAUUAGACCACAACAGCUACAACAGCGCCUCUGAUUUUGAAGAGGAUGAAUCCAGUAAAAUCUUUGAUACAACUUUCUCAUUUACUGAAACCAGAAAACGCCAUUACCCAGAGGGAAAGGCAGACAGGGGAAACAUGUCACCAAGGCUGAGGAAAGCACUAUCUUCAGACAGCAGUUUGUCAGCGUGGGAGCUGUGGCUAAUUGACAAAGCAAAAAGUGAACUCGAAAGGAAACGGGCAGAAAGGUUAAAGAGAAAACAGGAGCAAGCAACUAAGGAAAAGCUUGAGCAAGAAAAGCGUAGCAGGAUGCUGAAAGGAGAGUCCCUACGUAGUUCAUGGUUACAAACGAAAAAUGAAGAGAUGCGUUUACAGAAGAAACUGGAAAAAUUACGUAUAGAAGAGGAAAAAAGGAAAAAGGAAGAAAUUGAAGCUCAGGCCAAGAGAAAGGCUGCUGAAAAGUUUGAUAACUGGCAGAAACUAAAAAAGGAAGAAGAAAAAGAAAGAAGAAGAAAAAUCAAGGAGGAAAAUAAAAAGAAACAACAGCUUGAAAUCCAGAGGAAAUUAGCUGCAGAAGAGAAAUUUCAAGAGUGGCUGAAGAUGGCACAAAGCAGACCCAAGACAUCACCAAACAGCUUUGGCUAUCUUUCUGGAGAAGUGAAAGCAUAUUAUGACCAAAGUGCCUGUCCAGAACCGUCCUUCUAUAAUCCAAUUCCUUGGCAGCCAAUAUCUGUUCCCUCGAAAAAGUCAGAGGAGAAGAAACAUAAAGUAAAGCCAUACAAAUGGAAUCCAGGAAAAUAUUUGUAA
Messenger RNA from Candidula unifasciata, 942 nucleotides. The record is from the annotation of a GenBank genome assembly. NCBI's taxonomy places the organism in Eukaryota, Metazoa, Mollusca, Gastropoda, Stylommatophora, Geomitridae.